AUGAAGAAUACGGGAUAUUUUGAUGAAGUAGAUGAAACAGAUGAAGAGAAUGAAGAUGAAGAGGAUGAAGAUGGUGAUAGAAACGAAGUAGGAGAUGGAAAGGAGAAUGAAAGUGAUGAUGAGAACGAAAAUGAAGAGGACGAGGAAAGAGAAAAUAAUGAAGACGAAAAUGAAGAGGAGGAAAGCAAAGAGAAGGAAAGCGAAGAGGAGGAAAGCGAAGAGGAGGAAAGUGAAGAGGAGGAAAGCAAAGAGGAGGAAAGCGAAGAGGAGGAAAGUAAAUAUGGUGAUA
Molecule: messenger RNA, 289 nt
Organism: Racocetra fulgida
Lineage: Eukaryota; Fungi; Glomeromycota; Glomeromycetes; Diversisporales; Gigasporaceae
Source: the annotation of a GenBank genome assembly